UGCGUAUUCGAAACAACUGUACUGUCCUGUGCUAAACAUUUCUGCAGCACUCCACAACUGGAAUGAACUAGUUUUGGGCUCGUGGAUAUAUAUACAUAUAUAUUUUUUUACCUAGCCUAAUGUUUAGCUUGUCCUCUCGGCACAAACAAAAUUCUACCUUAGACUUUAGUAAAAGUUACUCGUGACAUUAAGCUUUUUCCAUAAUAGUGUUCGACACGUGACAACUUUCUUCCGCGUCUUCAAGAUUUCAUUGACUUCUCAGUGGCAUUCCGUUAACUGUUCGGAUGUGUUAAAUCGUUUCGCACGUACUUUUAACACGUGUGUUCAAGUGUUGUGUCGAUAGAACUUUAAAGAAUAGCGAGAUUUAGAAGACUGGAAGAUUUACAAAACACGGCGGAGGAAGAUCCUGUGACGCGGAAGUUCCAAAGGCCACCGGACAACUAUGAAGACACUUCCACCGAAGAACUUCCUUUACUUGCUUCUAAUCUUUGGACCCUUUUUAGGUGGAAUGUCGACCCCUGUUGUAGUGAAUGUUGGGGAUACUGCGAAUUUCACUUGUAAUGAGGCAUGUAAUGGAAAUCUCUUAUGGACAUUCCACACUCACAAUGAAAAUCUGGAAGUUUUAGAGUGUGUCAAAGAGACUUGCACCAAAAACGAAAACUUUAAGAACAGAAUGAUCCUCAAACCUGGAGCCCUGUCUCUAGCCCUGUAUCCUGUUCUGUACAAUGAUGAAGGCUUGUACACAGCUAAGUGUGAUUCAGUGAUUUUCUGCAGUUUCCACUUAAAAACUCUUGUACCCACUACUGUGAACAGCCCAGUCAGAAGCAACAUCACACUACCCUGCUACGCACGCACCGAGAAACAGAUUGCUGAUGACUCUGUGAACAUCCUGUGGAAAAAAGAUGACCAAAUAGUGUUACAAGUUCAAAAAGGCAUUACAACAUAUGGCUCAGGUUUUAGAGGCAGGGCAUUGGUUUCACUACCUCGUUAUAAAGACGGAGAUCUUUCCGUUGACAUCCUCAGGGUCACCACAUCAGAUAAGGGAUUGUAUCAGUGCUAUUACAGUGCUAAUGAUGAGCAUGGUUAUCCUGGUGGUGUCACUCUCAAUGUUACAGCUCAUCAAAAGUUCUGUGCAAAAAAGUUUGGUGAAAAUCUCACCCUGGACCUCUUCGGCCCAGAGGGUGUGAAUGUGACGUUCACCGGUCAUAAUGCAGCGGAGACCCUGGUUUGUAGUGUGACAGGAAAUAACACUAUGUGUUCAUCUGACUACAAUCACAGAGUAUCUGUCAUAAAUGAUUUCCUCGUGCUGCGUGAGUUAACAUCCUCUGAUACAGGCACAUUUACCGUGAGAGAUGAGAUGGGUGAAGUCAUUGGCGUCAACACUGUCACGGUGGAGGGUGUGACCCAGAGACAUCACUACAUAGCUAUGUCUGUGGCAAUUGGUUUCGUUCUCAUUUGCUUGAUCCUUUGCUGUCAUUGUCAUAGACAGUCACGAGCACAGCAGUAUCUCUGCAGUUACAAUGUAAUACAGUCUACUGUGGAUAUAAAUCCAGAACCACUGAGAGAGCCUGCAUUCAUUGGAUUGUCGCAACAAGAAACCAACCCAGAGACUGAUGUUUGUCCACGCACACCCGUGGAGGAGACUAUGCCUGAGCCUGAGAGGACCACUGAGAAACAAGACAAAACUGAGGAGUAUAUUGGAGAAACAAUAUAGGAAUACUUUAAAAGUAGUGUUUCCCUUCUGCUGUAUUAUAUGGGAUGGCAUUACAUUUAUUAGGUGUUCUUUAAAUAACUGCGCAACUGUGCCAAUGUACAAUAUGCAAAACUCAAAGAGAAGGCAAUUUUUACCUCAGGAAGGCCUAUGGUUGCAGACUAGUUAGCGAAAUCUAGGCAAAAUUUUAUGACAAAGAAACAUCCAUUUUCUGCUUUCAAAGGUGCAGUGAUGUAUGAAGCACAGCUCACAUAGAAGUCACUUUGAAACAAAGCCGUAAGGUAAAAUGUGACAACUUUUUCAACAAGCUGUUUUUCUAGGUCACUAAUACUUAUUUCAGGCUACUGAUAUGACUGAUUCAGUCUAGUAUAGAUUUCAAACAUUUUUAAAAAAGUGCUGUUUGUUUCUUUGUGUAAAAGUUUUUUUUCUUUUUUUUUAUGGGGAAGGUUACUCAGUGUACCUGUAGGAUCACUAGAAAUACAUAUAGGUUAAAACCAAAAAAAGCAUUUACAGUUGAUUCCAGUUAGCCAGACAGUGAAAUUAAUGUAAAAUAUUUGAAUUACAAAUCAUGUGUGGCCUUUUUCCUUAUGUUUACAUGGCUGACAGAUGUCUUAAGUUAUUAGGGUUAAGCUACCUGCCUCUUUUAGUGUGGUGCUUCUCAUUAAACGUUAUUACUCUGCACUUUCUCUUGCUACGCUAUAAUGCUUUGCACUUUUUAAUAUAUCUUUUCAUAUUUUGGAAGUAUCAUUUAAGACCUCAGAUACCUACCUCUCUUACAGUGAUGUUUCUAAUUAAGCAUUUUUUUGCACUUCCUCUUGAUGCACUAUGAUAUAUUGCACUUUUUUUAUUGCUCAUAAGCUUGUGAUACUUUACCUUUUUUAAAAUUGUUGUAGAUUAAUAAAGUGUUUUAUAAUGUAUCAAUGUAUUGCCAAUGCCUCAUUACAGUGUUUUAGCUAUGAUUGUGACCAUUGUGGCAUAAAGGGCUGACAUUUGUUGACUACAUGACAAUGCAAAUAAUCUAAGACCUAAGAAGCCCUAUUUUACGUAUGAAGCAUUACUCUGGACUACCUUUGGUACGCUUUGAUACACUGAACCUUUUCUACUGUUCAUAAAAUUGUUAAAC
Messenger RNA from Labeo rohita (rohu), 2834 nucleotides. RefSeq lists its product as uncharacterized. Gene Ontology annotation, cellular component: external side of plasma membrane. The record is from RefSeq and is a predicted model, not a curated record. Lineage: Eukaryota; Metazoa; Chordata; Actinopteri; Cypriniformes; Cyprinidae. Gene Ontology annotation, biological process: positive regulation of T cell proliferation; cell surface receptor signaling pathway; T cell costimulation. The transcript has 6 exons. Bases 443 to 1714 code for a protein of 423 amino acids.